Messenger RNA from Myotis lucifugus (little brown bat), 2629 nucleotides. RefSeq names its product ring finger protein, transmembrane 1 (gene RNFT1). The record is from RefSeq and is a predicted model, not a curated record. Lineage: Eukaryota; Metazoa; Chordata; Mammalia; Chiroptera; Vespertilionidae. Gene Ontology annotation, cellular component: endoplasmic reticulum. Gene Ontology annotation, molecular function: ubiquitin protein ligase activity. Gene Ontology annotation, biological process: positive regulation of ERAD pathway. Bases 845 to 2029 code for a protein of 394 amino acids. The transcript is spliced from 8 exons.
UUGGCGACUCCCCAAGUCUCCCUAUUUUAAAGAUGUUUGGGUAAUAUUUGGGUAUUUAUUGGAAGCUUUUUUAUUAGCUUUGGCAAAGCUGUUUCAACAUAAGACAAAUUUAUAGGUCACCCGAGUGAAAUGUUUAUUAGUUCUCCAUGGUGUUUAACAAGGCAUUAAGAUUUAAUUUUUUUCUCCCUAGCCUUUCCAAGCAUUAGCAAACAUGAUUCUUAUGAAAUGUAGUGUCUACAUUGGAGAUGAAACUGCUCCGGGUGGGCAGAGUAAAUGUACUGAAGUAUUAAAAUAUGAAUACUAGUGUUCACAUUAGUCAGAUAUACUGGGCACCCAUACUUUAUUUUAUUGAUUCUUAUUAGAGAACUGGAGGCAUCUGAAGCUCAACUUCUUUGGUAGCAGAUGUCCCCUAAAAGAUAUUUUGUGUAGAGCAGCAGAGCCUUGUUAUUAAUGGAGGAGUCUAGUAACAAGUAAUAACCCAACCCGCGUGGCGCAGUCGUUGAGCGUCAACCUAUGAACUAGGAGGUCCAGGUUGGAUUCCAGGUCAGGGCACAUGCCUGUGUUGUGGUCUUGAUCCCCAGCGUGGGGGUGCAGGAGACAGCCUAUCAGUGAUUCUCAUCAUUGUUGUUUCUCCCUCUCCCUUCCUCUCUGAAAUAAAAAAAUAUAUAUAUAUAUGUAUAAAAUAAAUUCAAAAACAAGUAAUAGAUACCUGAAAAUAAUUCAUCUACUGUGAUUAUCAGCCUCUCCUUUAACUGUUCACUUAGAAUAUUUUCUGCUUUUUGAUUUUUAGAAGACGGAGACCUGAAGCAAAGAAAUCUGUAUCACAAAAAAGUAUUCAAGGGUCAUGCAAGCCAACUGUAGCCAAUUGCAAAGAGCUGCAGGCAGUGAGGCUGCCUCAGCCUCCCAAAGUGUCCACACAAGAUUGACAGAAGGUUCUGGUCUUCAUUCUGGAGAUGUGCAUAUCCAGAUUAACUCCACACCUAAAGAAUGUGCUGAAAAUCUAAGCUCCAGAAAUAUAAGGUCAGGUGUCCAUAGCUGUACCCAUGGAUGUGUACAGAGUCACUCACGGAAUCAGUCCCGUAACCAAGCAAGGCAGCCUGGUGAUACUUCCAUGGAGUCUGGAGAUCAUGGUAGUAGCUCCUACUCAGAAUUCCGAUAUCUCUUCAAGUGGCUGCAAAAGAGUCUUCCAUAUAUUUUGAUUCUGGGUGUCAAACUUGUUAUGCAGCAUAUAACAGGAAUUUCUCUUGGAAUUGGACUGCUUACAACUUUUAUGUAUGCAGACAAAAGCAUUGUAAAUCAAGUUUUUCUAAGAGAAAGGUGCUCAAAGAUUCAGUGUGCUUGGUUACUGGUAUUCUUAGCAGGAUCUUCUGUUCUUUUAUAUUACACCUUUCAUUCUCAGUCACUUUAUCUCAGCUUAAUUUUUUUAAAUCCUACUUUGGACUAUUCGAGCUUCUGGGAAGUACUUUGGGUUGUUGGAAUUACAGAUUUCAUCCUGAAAUUCCUCUGCAUGGGCUUAAAAUGCCUUAUUUUAUUGGUGCCUUCUUUCAUCAUACCUUUUAAAUCCAAGGGUUACUGGUACAUGCUUUUAGAAGAAUUAUGUCAGUAUUACCGAACUUUUGUUCCCGUACCAGUUUGGUUUCGUUACCUUAUAAGCUAUGGGGAGUUUGGUAAUAUAACAAGGAGGAGUCUUGGAAUAUUGCUGGCUUUACUCUACCUCAUACUAAAACUUUUGGACUUUUAUGAACAUCUAAGAAAUUUCAGACAAGUUUUGAGAAAAUGUUUUACACGACCAAGUUAUGGAGUGGCUGCCAGCAAGAGACAGUGUUCAGAUGUGGAUGAUAUUUGUUCAAUAUGUCAAGCUGAAUUUCAAAAGCCAAUUCUUCUCAUCUGUCAGCAUAUAUUUUGUGAAGAGUGCAUUACCUUAUGGUUUGACAGAGAGAAAACAUGUCCGCUGUGCAGAACUGUGAUUUUAGACCAUAUAAACAGAUGGAAAGAUGGAGCUACUUCAUCAGACUUCCAGAUAUAUUAAGUUGUAUAAACUGUUAAAGCCACAAAACACGUGUUGUAGUCCAGUUUAUCACGAUUGUUCAACCUAAUGCAUAUGCGACAUUUAUUCUAUCCUAAUCAUUUGACAGAUGAUUGCAGUGUUAAAUUAUGUUUUCUUGUUAAUUUUACCAAAAAAGCAAUUGGAUAACUAGAACCAGUUCUUAGAGGAACUCAGGUAUUCUUUCCUGACAUUGUUUUCAGAAUAAAGAAUAUUUUUAAUAUUUUAAGAUACACAUUAUCUGAAAGUCGAAUUUUCUUUUGCAUUGACUUUUAUAUUUCCAAUUCUAAAAAUUCUUAAAAUUUUCAUAAAAGUUGUAUUUUUAAAUGAACAUUCUAAAUGCUAUAUUUUACUUGUAACAGAUUUUCUAAGUGAAGAUUUACUGAGGGUGAUGUAUUUUAAUAUUGUGUUAUUCUCUAUAGUAUGAUUAGCAAUCAAUGAGAAAUACAUGAUUUAAAUGUAUUGUUUGUUGACCUCAUACAUACAAUCCUGCCAUCGGUUUUAAUGUUUGUGAUCUUGCUUUUUGUAUAGUGCCAUGGACUAUCUUGAAGUACCUAUUAAAAUAAUUCACAUGGAUUACAAAUA